Messenger RNA from Lepidothrix coronata (blue-crowned manakin), 6920 nucleotides. It is a transcript of the gene ZNF106, whose product is annotated as zinc finger protein 106. Bases 140 to 5521 code for a protein of 1793 amino acids. NCBI's taxonomy places the organism in Eukaryota, Metazoa, Chordata, Aves, Passeriformes, Pipridae. The record is from RefSeq and is a predicted model, not a curated record. The transcript is spliced from 19 exons. Gene Ontology annotation, molecular function: zinc ion binding; SH3 domain binding; RNA binding. Gene Ontology annotation, cellular component: cytosol; membrane.
CGGCGCGGGUCCGAGCGGACGGCGAGUCUGGGGCGGUCGGGUAGGGCCUCCGCGGUGCCGUAGGGCGAUGGGCUGCCGGGCCGCUCCCCUGGCCAGGGGUGCGAGCUGUAUGGGAUAAGAUCUUUCCAGAGUAAUAAGCAUGGUUCGGCAACGAACAUGUGUAUUAUGUCACAUUGUGUACAACUCAAAAAAGGAGAUGGAAGAACACAUGAGAAGCAUGCUUCACCACAGAGAACUUGAAAACUUGAAGGGAAGGGAAAGCAACCAUGAAUGCCGGGUGUGCAGGGUGACAUUGGUGGGUUUGUCAUCAUAUGCCAAGCACAUCUCCAGCCAGUUGCACAAAGACAAUGUUAAUGCCCAUGACAGAAAAGAGGAAGAGAAAGAAGAGGCAGAAGAAGAAUACCUUGACAAAGAACUCAUUCAACUAAUCAAGCAAAAGAAGGAACGGCAAGCUGAACAAAGCUGUGCAAACCAAGAAUUAGAAUGUGAUGACAGAAGAUCACAGAGAAGGAGAGAAGAAAGAGCUACUUACAAAGAAAGAGAAGCUUAUGAUCAGUCAUCGUGGCAUCAUCAUAAUGCAUCGCAAAGGGACUGGAAGUGGGAAAAGGAUGAUUAUAUCAGUCCUAGACAAGGCAAAUUUUCACACUCUCAGAGGAACCUCAAUAUAAACAGACAUUCAGGUGGCCCAAGGGGGCGCUCUGGGUGGCACCAGAAUGUUUCAGGAAGCUCUUCAAAUUGGCAUAACUAUGGGAAUUCUGGAAGUGUUCGGCAUCCAGGUGGGCGAGGAGGAGGAACAUCAAAUUGGCAUCACAGUGCCAGAGAAAGAAGUUCUACUUGGCACUCGGAAGAAACAGGUCAUUUUUCUAGCUGGAAUUCCAAGAGUUAUGGAGGAAACUGGAAACCGAGUCCUCAUGGUGCAAAUGGCUGGAAUUUUGGAAGCUCAGGUGAGUCCUAUUCAUCAGAGCCAAUUAAAUACAAUAAGGAAAGGUAUACAUGGCAGCGACCAGAGAAAGAGGAUGUUCUGCUAUACAGGAAUCGAAGAAAUAGGAGUGACUUGCUCGAUUUUACUAGCGAUAAGCUUCCUUCUGAGGGGGCGUUGGAUUUUGGUAUGUCAAAGCAACCAGAAAGCAAAACUCCAAGAGCCAGUGGAAAAAGCGUCAGUCCUUCCAGAGAUAAAACAUAUCGCUGGACUCCCUACCCAUCACAGAAAGCUGCAGAGCAGCAACCAUGGUCUGAAGAUAAUGUUUCUAAAACUCCGGAUAAAAUGGAUUCUGUACUUAUGGCUUCUACUGAUUCAUCAAUGAAAGGAAAAACUUGUGAAGUCAGUGUUAGCCUUUCAAAACUUAAAAAACAGGAAACAUCUUCCUCUUCUAAUGUAACCUCAGAUCACCUUGAUUCUUGCCAGGAAAUUAAAGACUGUUCCAGUGGUGAAAAGCCUAACAAAGAUGAUAGCGGAAGUAAUAAGAUGCCAUCACUGAAAUCCCCUCUUCUGAAUAUCACAGAUACAAAGUUAUCCUUGACAAAGCAAGACACAAACAGUCUCUUAAAAAAUGUCAAGCUUCUUUUAUCCUCAACUGGUAGUGAAGAGCAGAAUCAUUUGAAUGCAGUGAACUUGGAAACAAACGGUUUCUCCUCUUAUUCAUCAAAGCUGCGUGGUGCUUGUGCUGGUAACUUACAUGACAACAAAGAUGUGCUUGGUAGCAAUCUUGGAGAGCCUGUUAAUAACUUAAGUGAAGCAGAACAAAAAUCUGAAGAUGUUCAGUCCAACCAUUCCUUGCAAAAUGCUCCCUUAAGCUCUUGCAAGGAUACAAGUGACCAGAAUAGGGAAGAAACUGGGAAAGCAUUGCCAAAGAAGGAGUUCAGACUAGAUUCAUUAGAAGAUGUGAGCGGUGAUGAUUUAAUGGGAAGUGAGAAGUCAGAAGCAAGUGUUGACAAGUUGGGUUCUUCUGUUAGGUCUUGUUUACCCUGUGACACUCCUGAAGGUAGACUUGCCACCUCUGAAAAGAAAGAUGAUGAAAAGCUAGCUGCUUCAAGUAUUACUUCUGCUGAACUAAAAAAUUUUACAUUUCGGAUAGAAUCCACGGUUUCUCCAUCAAGCAGUCAGGAUGGUUUGCAUGUGGAUUUGAAAACCUCGCAGGAUGGAGAAGGGAAUGAAGAGUAUGUCAAGUCACAUGAUCAAUUUGAAAUGGAAGGUUUUGAAAAUCCUUCAGAUAAUGAACUUCAAAAAGGAGGAAGCCAGUCAGGAGGCCUUCUUCCUGAUUUAAGCAAAUUUGGCCUCCCUGCUUCUCUGCAACGAGAUCUGACACGGCAUAUUAGUCUGAAGAGCAAAGUUGGGACACAUCUCCCAGAGCCCAAUCUCAAUAAUGCACGGCGCAUUCGGAAUGUGAGUGGCCAUCGGAGAAGUGAGGCAGAGAAGGAGUCGGGGCUUAAACCCACCCUCAGGCAGAUUCUUAGUGCUUCCCGGCGAAAUGUAAACUGGGAUCAGGUCAUCCAGCAGGUAACCAAGAAGAAACAGGAACUUGGCAAAGGUUUACCAAGGUUUGGCAUAGAAAUGGUGCCUCUUGUUCAAAAUGAGCAAGAGGGUCUAGAACUCAGUGAAGAUUCUGAUCUGUCUACUCUGGAAGGAUUCCAGUGGGAAGGGAUUUCCUUAGCAGUGUCUGGCUCAGCCAGAAAACGUAGCUUUUCUGAAAGCAGUGUCAUAGCAGACAGAAAUCCUUCUGCUUACAGCUUUUUCAGUGAACAAGCCAAAAUAAAAGAAAGUGGGCAAAGGCAAAUAAUUGCAGCCAGCCACUCACAUCACAUAACAUCUGGAUAUGAGGCAAGCACUGACAUUGAGGCUGACCAGAAACAGGAGACAGAAGCAUCAUCUCUUACUUUGUCACCUUUUAUGUCUGAAAGAACUGAGACUACUGGAAGAAGUCACAGCCUAGAGGCUGCCUCUGAGAUCACAGGCCUCACAAAACAAGACCAGGAGAGCCCAGAGAAGAGAACAACUCUUCUUGAAAAACAAAAUGUACUGGAGAUCUCAGAAGAGAAUCGUCCAGCUUCAAAUAGUACUUCACUUCUUGCAGUGUCUAAUAACAUAGAUGCAGCUACAGAUAGUAGCUGCACAUCUGGAACUGAACAGAAUGACAGCCAAGGACUUGGAAAGAAGCGGAGAGCAACUGGAGAGGGAUCAUCUCCUGAAAUCCCUAGUCUAGAAAGAAAGAAUAAGAGAAGAAAAAUCAAAGGUAAAAGAGAACGUUCUCAGGUAGACCAGUUGUUGGCUAUUUCGCUGAGAGAAGAAGAAUUAAGCAAGUCCCUGCAGAGUGUGGACACCAGUCUCUUGCAGGCUAGGGCUGCCCUGCAGGCUGCAUAUGUCGAGGUUCAACGGUUCCUUGUAUUAAAGCAACAGAUAACAAUGGAAAUGAGCACGCUGAGAAGUCAGAGAAUCGAGAUCUUACAGGGGCUACAAGAAACCUAUGAACCUUCUGAACUCCCAGAGCAACUUCCCUGCAGUGUCUUAAGUGAGAGAAGAAACAGCAAAUCUCAGAUGGCAGCUGACUUAAUUCCUGCAGGCCCUCUCCAGCCCCUUUUGGACCCUUUGUAUUCUUCUGUACCUCCACUAGGAUCUUCUGUUCAUGUAAACAUGCCAUCACCAUUCCAGUCUUCUGGCAGCACACCUGCCGAUGCUCCUGACUCCUCAGUACAAGUUAAACAAGAACCUUUGUCUCCAAAAGGCACAAAGGAAAAUGUGAAUUCUGUACUCCAGAGUUCUCCAUGUGCUUCACGAGCAGAAGAAGUAGAGCAGAAGGAUGAAGAGACCAACCCGAAAACUUCAGUGUAUCCAGUUAUCUCUGCAACCAUGUCCCUAUCAGAGCUGAUAUCUUGUUUCCAACACACUAAUCAAGAUGUCCACAAGCCUGCUGCAGACAGAGUAAAGUCUGGACUCCCUGAGAACCCUUCUCCUCAAGCACUGUCUGUUUUCAGCAAGAGUGAGACAAAUGAUACAGUAGCUGAAGAAUUUUUAUUGCAUCAGUGUAACACUUCUCUUUCAAAGCAUUCGGUCCUCCUAGGAAUGCCAAUGGAUAAAACCCCCAAAUUGUCAGCAGAACCAUCCGAGCAACACUUGGCAGCCACUGUAGUCCCAGCAGAAAAAGGGAACAGGAGGAGGAGAAGGUUAAGGAAGAAGAAAACUCUGAGGGCAGCCCAUGUGCCAGAGAACAGCGAUACAGAGCAGGAUAUGAUUGACUCCAAGCCUGUCCGGAAAGUCAAGGGUGGAAAGGUUCCUAAAGGAGAAAAAGUUACUACAUCUACUUCUCCAAGAGAGGAGGAUGGAGCUACUGCUCAAAGAGCAAGAAAGAAAGAUAAGAAUGACAGUGAUGCUUCUCUGGAACUAGUGGAAGUUUCAGCACCUCAGUGUGAGGUGGUUGAUGUUGGUUCAUCAGAGUCAGGAGAUGAGAAACCAGACAGUCCAUCAAAGAGGGAUUCACACAGCUCUGUGGAUCAAGCACUCCUAGAGGCAUCUUGCUCUGGUUAUGAUGAAGUGAGCUCCACCAGUGAAAUUGGCACAAAUUAUAGGAAUGAUGGGAAAAGAAGUGUGGCUGAGACGCAGGCUUCCAUAUCAUCACUGAGAGGAUCAAAGAACUCCUCAGAAGUGUCUUCGGAGCCAGGUGAGGACGAAGAACCUACAGAGGGAACCUUUGAGGGACACUUGGCUGCAGUGAAUGCUAUUCAGAUUUUUGGGAAUUUGUUGUAUACCUGCUCAGCAGACAAAACUGUUUGUGCCUACAAUCUCGUUAGCAGGAAGUGUGUGGCCAUCUUUGAAGGACAUACUUCAAAAGUGAACUGCCUUCUGGUUACUCAGACAAAUGGGAAGAAUGCUGCACUCUACACUGGCUCAAGCGACCACACUAUCAACUGUUACAAUAUCAAGACCAAAGAGUGUAUGGAACAAUUUAAAUUGGAAGAUCGAGUGCUCUGUUUACACAGUAGAUGGCGGAUCCUUUAUGCGGGCCUUGCAAAUGGUACUGUGGUUACUUUCAGCAUAAAGAAUAAUAAACAGGUUGAUACCUUUGAAUGCCAUGGCCCUAGAGCAGUGAGCUGUCUAGCCACAGCUCAGGAAGGAGCACGCAAGUUGUUGGUAGUGGGUUCCUAUGACUGCACCAUCAGCGUGCGAGAUGCACGGAAUGGACUGCUUCUCAGAACCCUGGAAGGUCACAGCAAGACUAUACUCUGCAUGAAGGUUGUGAAUGAUCUGGUAUUCAGUGGCUCCAGUGAUCAGUCUGUCCAUGCCCACAACAUUCAUACUGGAGAGCUCGUACGAAUCUAUAAGGGCCAUAACCAUGCAGUGACGGUUGUGAACAUUCUUGGGAAAGUGAUGGUGACAGCAUGUCUGGAUAAAUUUGUUCGUGUUUAUGAACUACAGUCGCACGACCGCUUGCAAGUCUAUGGAGGCCACACAGAUAUGAUCAUGUGUAUGACCAUCCAUAAGAGCAUGGUAACUUCCUUCUUUUUACUGGUCUUAAAGAGAAGGUUGUAAGUGCCACAGGCAUAUACAAGAGAGUUUAAUUUUUUCGGAUAAAGAAAUCAACCUAUUAUUUGACUAAGAACAACUUGGAAAUGCAGCCAAAAAAGUCAAGUUGCUAUAACAGCUUUAUAUUUAUGUAAUAUUAUUGUCUGGAGAAAAAUUACCUUCUAGCUUACUGUAGUCUUAAAACAAUAGCUCUUUUUACAGUAAUGACUACAAUGAAGUGUCCAGAAAUAGUAAAAUACUUCCUCUUUUUGAAGUGUCAAUCCUGUUUGACUGUUACUCAAGGGAAUCACACAGAUGCUAGAGUCAAACCUCUAGUAACCUUUGAUAGAACGUAAACAAAGAUACGCAGUUGAUUUAGGUGCACAGGUUUCUUCAUGCAUCUGCCCUGCAAGAUAAGUUUCAGAAGCACUUCUGGAUACACAUUUCUUAAAAUAGUCAUUAAAGCACUUAUUUGUCUGAAUAUGUAGGAAUUUGCUUGCAAAGUUUCUUUGCGAUUAUAAAAUAAAAGGUAAAUUAGUGAUCUCUAAUAACAGAAAAAGUCCAGCAGAACUGAUUUCCUACUAACUGGAAUAUAUACUACCCAAGCAUCACAUCUCACGUGACUAGAAUCUGAGGCUUGAACUGUCCCCCACCAGUAGUCUGUUGUGGGCAUUCUCAAAUCAAAGAAGUGUUCAGGUAAGAAGCUUAGUGACAAGCAAAAGAUUAUAAUUUUCUGUAGUAGUCUUAGUAGUAAAGUGUAGUCUCUUAGACACAACAGAUUGGCUGUUGCAUCCUAGUGGCAGAUUUCCAAGAACUGAAAUGAAUAAAAAUAACAAAUGGAUUCUUUAGCUUGCAGAGUUUUCUGUAUUAUGCAAGGAGUUUUUUUUAACAAUGAAUCAUUGUUACGGGAUUAUAAAUGCCUAGCAUCCUGUUCUUUCAAAAGGAUAGUUUCGUGUGGAGCAUCUGCCAAACAAAAAUGGUAUUUAAGAUGUCAUUUUGCCUUCCUUUUCAGAAUCUGCAUCAGUCUUUUUGAAUUUCUGAUGUUCUUCAACCUUCCUCUCCAUCCUUUUUUGAUAUACAUAUAACUGGUUAAGCCCUGGAAAUAUAUUCAGCUUGACAUUUACACCUGCUUUUUUUAAUUUUACUGAAUAGUAACAUAAAACAUAUUUUAAAGUUUUCUGAACUGUUAUACACAUGACACUAUCAACAAUAGAGGUUAUGGAAACAUUUCUUAUUCACUAGUAGGUUUUUGUAAACUAUGAAUGCAAAUCUUAAAAGAAUUAGGCUAUUAUCAUUUUUUAAAUAAAGAAGCCUUACCUGUUGAUAUUUAUUGUUUUUCGCCUAAUACCCUCUACACUGAAGCCUCCUUCAAAGUUUUACUUCAUUUUUUUUCUUCUAUUCCCAGCUUGCUUAUCCACAAAUGUUU